Molecule: messenger RNA, 1376 nt
Organism: Arabidopsis arenosa
Lineage: Eukaryota; Viridiplantae; Streptophyta; Magnoliopsida; Brassicales; Brassicaceae
Source: the annotation of a GenBank genome assembly
CGGCAUUUCUCAAUCGCAUCAAUGGUGGAUUGGUCUACACUUCCGAAGGAUCUCUUAGACCUAAUCUCAAAAUCUCUAGAAUCUUCCUUCGAUCUCGUCCAAUUCCGUUCCGUUUGUUCUUCAUGGCGAUCCGCCGCCGAGCCAAAACGUCCGCUCCCAACACAUCACCUCCCGAUCCUCCCCGAUAACGGUGGUAGCCUCUUCCCUGAUUCCGCCGUAGGUUUCCGUCUCUCGCAGCGGAGUAUCUUACUUAUCAAGCCUCAUGAACCACCACACAACGAAGCAGAUUCGUUUGGAUGGUUGAUCAAAGUCGAGGAAGACCUUAAUGUUCCUCGUAAGGUGACUCUUUUAGAUCCGUUAUGUGAUAAAAGAAACUCAAUUCCUGAGAAUUUCCCUCGUGUUCUCGAUAUGUCGAAGUUUAAGGUUCGAGAAUUGGGUCGAGAGUUUAAGCUUCAUUAUUUCAAUACUGUUGGUGAUAUUGUAGAGAGUUUGUAUUUGGAGAAAGCUGUUGUUAAGUAUCUAGAUUGUGAUGUUGAGUAUAAAUUUGUGUUGCUUACGAUUCAUGUUUCGGGGAAGUUAGCUGUGUUUAGGUCUUGGGAUCGAGCAUGGACUGUGAUUAAUGACAUGCCUUCUCCUUAUGAUGAUGUGAUUUUGUUCGAUGGAUUUUUCUUUGCUGUUGAUAACAACGGGAGAACUGUGGUUGUGGAUUACAGUUCUUUGAAAUUGACGUUGGUCGCGAGUCCUGUGUUUGGUGGUGAUAAGAAGUUUUUGAUUGAAUCUUGUGGUGAAAUGUUGCUUGUUGAUAUGUAUUUGAGCUUAGAGGCAGUGGAAGGGGAUCCUGGAUUCGUCGAGGAGAUUUUCGAGCAUCCUGCGUUUUAUAUGAAUGAGAGAACGGUUAAAUUUAAAGUAUAUAGAUUUGUAGAAAGAGAGGAGAGUUGGGUUGAGGUUGAGGAUCUUGGGGAUAAGAUGUUGUUUCUUGGUGAUGAUUCCACCUUUUCCGCCUCAGCUUCUGAUAUUUUACCUACCAGUGAUGGAAGCUCCGUGUUCUUCAAUGGUAAUGUCUUCAAUGGUAAUGUCUUCAAUGGGGAAGACUUGGGCGCAAUGCAAGAUCGAGAUUUGGGAGUGUUUGAUUUGAGGACUGGCAAAAUAGAGCUGGUGCAAAAACUCCCUGAAUAUGCCAAGUUGUUUUGGCCUCCACCUCCCUGGAUUACUUCUCAUGCGGUCAGUAGUUUUGAAACUCUUAACACCUGAAAUACCCGUUUGUUUAGGAUUGUUUUCUUAUACAGUAGUUGUGUAUACACUACCUUGCAUUUGCAUCUCGUGGCUAUGGAAACUCUGUGACAAUAUCCUUAUAUCAAUCAACAUCUUUCAUCUUU